Schistosoma guineensis is the source of this 336-nucleotide messenger RNA. The record is from the annotation of a GenBank genome assembly. NCBI's taxonomy places the organism in Eukaryota, Metazoa, Platyhelminthes, Trematoda, Strigeidida, Schistosomatidae.
AUGACUGCGGGAGAGAUAAAUAGAUUAAACAAACUAGAAAGAAGAAAAUAUUCAACAACUCGUUUUAAGAAACAGAGUGGCAAAAGAAAUACAACUCAAAAUCAUUGUAAUACAAAUAAGGUUUUGAAUAAAACAAUUCGACAACAGAAGGAUGUUCUGAUAGAUCGACCAGUUGAAACAAAGACGUGUAAUAAACAGAACUGGGGGAAACCUAUUAAAGGUUCUUCAAUGUUUAAUAAUUCUUGUCAUGUGAACCACUACAGGCAUGUUCAUUGUUUCAAUUCACCGUUUGAAACAUUUGAGAAGAACAAACAUGUGACAAAUGUUGGUGAGUGA